AUGCAACGUCUUCAAGAUCCCAGGAUUGAUCUAGCUGAGCUAAAAGUGCAUAUAGUGAAGAAGGUUGGGGUUGAAAGAUCUACAAGGUAUUUUUACUACUUGGGCAGGUUUCUGAGUCAGAAGCUUACUAAGAGUGAGUUUGAUAAGUCAUGUUUCCGUCUUUUGGGGAGAGAGAAUCUUUCUCUUCACAAUAAGUUGAUUCGUUCCAUCUUGAGAAAUGCAUCUCUGGCUAAGUCCCCACCAUCAGUUCACCAAUCCGGUCACCCUGGCAAAUCUUUGGUGCUUGGGAAAGAAGAUGGACCUGAAGAAAGCAGAUCUCUAAACCCUGACCAUAUUAGGAAUGAUCUUGCUUUGUCCAAUGGGGUGUUAGCCAAGGUUAGGCCUGGAACAUGUGACGACAGGACAAUCAGAGAUAAGCCUUGUCCGCUAGGGUCAAACGGAAAGGUUUUGGGUCCUUUUGCUUAUUCAAGACCUGGUCGAUAUCCUGAUGAAAGAGACAGUGCAUUUCUUUGCCCUGCUGAACAAAAGGCGGUUUCCGGUAAAGAUCAGGUUGCAGCUCCAAUUAGCAGAGAUGAUGAAGCUCAAGUAAGGAUUCUUUCCACACCUCCUGUAAUGGCACCUCUGGGGAUUCCAUUUUGUUCGGCUAGUGUCGGUGGGGACCGCAGAACAGUUCCAGUUUCGACCAGCGCAGCUGCUAUCAGUUGCUAUGACAGUGGUGGAUUAUCAGAUACAGAGAUGCUGAGGAAGAGGAUGGAGAAUAUUGCAGUAACACAGGGUCUUGGAGGGGUUUCAGCGGAGUGUUCUAUUGUUUUAAAUAACAUGUUGGACUUGUACCUGAAGAAACUAAUGAAAUCAUGCGUUGAUUUGGCUGGAGCUCGGUCCAUGAAUGGAACGCCUGGAAAACACAGUUUAGAAAAACAGCAGAGCCGAGACGAGCUUGUAAAUGGGGUGCGAACGAAUAAUAGUUUUCACAUACAAACUAGCAACCAACCAUCUGACAUAACGCGAGAACAACAUUCAGUGUCUUUGCUUGAUUUUAGAGUUGCAAUGGAGCUAAAUCCACAUCAACUUGGUGAAGACUGGCCAUUGCUACGGGAAAGAAUUUCCAUAUCUUUAUUCGAGGAACGAGAAGGGGUGUAA
Arabidopsis thaliana (thale cress) is the source of this 1140-nucleotide messenger RNA. Its product is annotated as transcriptional regulator of RNA polII, SAGA, subunit. The transcript has a single exon. The record is from RefSeq and is marked reviewed. Gene Ontology annotation, cellular component: SAGA-type complex. Gene Ontology annotation, biological process: positive regulation of DNA-templated transcription. The coding region runs from base 1 to 1140 and encodes 379 amino acids. NCBI's taxonomy places the organism in Eukaryota, Viridiplantae, Streptophyta, Magnoliopsida, Brassicales, Brassicaceae.